Messenger RNA from Heteronotia binoei (common prickly gecko), 2110 nucleotides. Its product is annotated as B-cell receptor CD22-like. Gene Ontology annotation, biological process: heterophilic cell-cell adhesion. The annotation marks the transcript as partial. NCBI's taxonomy places the organism in Eukaryota, Metazoa, Chordata, Lepidosauria, Squamata, Gekkonidae. The transcript has 12 exons. The record is from RefSeq and is a predicted model, not a curated record. Gene Ontology annotation, cellular component: cell surface.
AUGGCCUCGCAUACUCUUGUACUUCCGAACAAGUCUCUGAAUCUCACCUGCCUGCCCCAGGGUGAUUUCACCAGCAUCCAGUGGCUGAAGGAGAACCAGUAUCUUCAACAGAACCAUCAACUGCAUUCGUCUGAUGGCAACCAGACUCUUGUUCGUACAGGGGUCACCUUAGCCGAUUCAGGGGCCUACCAGUGUGAAGUCAGAAACCUGGCCAACUGCAGCAGCAGUGACCCUGUGAUCAUCUCUGUAGCCUAUGGACCGGACGCCGUUGAAAUAAGCCCCUCUGGAAACAUAACCCAGCUCUUGGGUUCCCCUUUGAAUCUAAACUGCAGUGCCGAUUCUGUCCCUGCCGCCGAAUACAGCUGGUUUUUCAAUAACACCCUUGUGGGUCUUGGGAGAAUCAUGACCAUUAAUUCCACAGCCUGGACACAUGAGGGGACUUACGAAUGUUGGGCGUACAAUGCUCUAACCAACCUCACAGGCCGGGCCUUGGUUACGGUAUCAGUGGUGAUUGUAGCAAGCCAAGAAUCCCCUUCUGUUCAGCCGACAUUAAUUCCAAGAAUCAUUUCAGGCACCGUUAUUGGAAUACUGGCGGGAGUGGUUUUAAUCGUGAUCCCCGUGUACUGUUUCUGUGUCCGUGUUCAGAGUCAGAAGCCUCCACAGGUCCCGCCAAUUGUGUCCCAGUGUGACAAGAAGCCCCCUGACAUACCAGCAAAGCAUGGGCCAAAGCUGGAAAACUCCCCUGAUCCAAACUCCAUGUAUCAGGAACUCCAGUGUGGAGAUGAGGCUUUAUAUCAAGAGCUGGAAAGGUUCAGAGUCAAGUCUAAACAUAUCGGAUUAGAUUUAGAUGAAGGUGGAGUGAAAAUUAGUGGAAGGAACGUUUACCAGAUGCAGAUGGCACCACAUGGGCAGAAAACAGGGAAGCAAUUACUGGUGAAGGUUAAAGCAAUUACUGCCGCCAUCCUGAGUUCUGCCUUCCUGCUGACUCAGGCUCAGGAGGAGAUCCCUGUUACGGCAGAACCACCACAGCCAUCAGAAGGACAGGACAGCCAUCAGAGGACAGAGAUGCUCUCCAAACCGACCGUUUCGGCCUUCCCCUCCUCUUACCUCGUGGAGUUCAUUGAUUCCAUUACUCUAACCUGUGAGAUCCGCUCCGGAGCCACCAAAGUCCGCUGGUUCAAGAACGGCAGACCGUUGGGGAAGAGUGACCAUAUCAGCCUUUCUAGUGAUAACCGGACUCUCUCCAUCCCGAGCAUAACCCGAGACGAUGCCGGGGAGUACCAAUGCGAAGUGUCCAACUCAGCGAGCACCAGAAUCAGUGACAUCCAAUACGUCGAUGUGAUUUAUGGACCUGAAACUCCUGUGAUCCACACAACUGAGGAGAGUUCAGACCUCAAGCUGACUUGUGAAGCCGACACGUUUCCGGAUGCCCAUUAUGCCUGGUUUUUCAAUGGGAGGGAAUGUGGUACAGGAUCCCCUCUGGUCAUCCAGAAUGCCACCCCAGAACAUUCUGGGAGUUACGUUUGCCUAGCCUGGAACGUUCUGACUCUCCACAAGAGGAAUAGCACACUGGAUGUUGUGGUAGGAGCUGAAGUGCGUGACGUCACAGUCACUGGCCCCUCUGUCGCCACUGAAGACCAGUCCGUCACUUUGACAUGCACUGCUGUGGGCAGCUCAGUUUCUUACUCCUGGUUUAAGGGGGACCAGAGCCUAGAACCAGGACAUUACACCGUACUGACCAACAACAACCAGAAUCUCAUGUUCAGUCCGAGUCACCGGAGUGACUCUGGGGACUAUACCUGCAGAGGGUCCAACAGUUUCUCUUCUGACAUCAGUGAGCCUCACCGGCUGGAUAUUCUGUAUGGACCCGAUCCUCCCGUCAUCCAUGAGGUUUUUGACCGGGGCCGUUUCAAGCUCAAGUUCUCCUGCCGAUCUGACUCGUAUCCCGCGGCAAGUUAUGUCUGGUUUCUCAAUGAGAAGUUUCUCUCUGACCAACAAAAUCCCCUCGUUCGGGAUCUUGCCACUGAGAAUGGCGGGAAUUAUACUUGCCAAGCCGAAAACAGAAGCACCCGACAGAAGAGAAAUACCACCCUGGAGCUUGAAGUGCAGG